Molecule: messenger RNA, 2061 nt
Organism: Dreissena polymorpha
Lineage: Eukaryota; Metazoa; Mollusca; Bivalvia; Myida; Dreissenidae
Exons: 2
Coding region: 556-1731 (391 amino acids)
Cellular component (GO): extracellular matrix
Source: RefSeq, a predicted model, not a curated record
UGGAGCACACUCUUAUCUGCUGUUGUCACAAACCUCUUAAAAACAAAAAUUAUGCAAUUUUUACACCCUAUUUCAUUUCAAUGAGUUUAAUCAAACGGAAUUAACCGCCACUGAGAUGUCAAGAUAUUAGAAAGUUUGGAAUGUGUUGCUUAUAUUAAUGCGUUUGUGACUAGCACAGGAAGGGUUCGUAAAAUGGAAUUAUUUAGAAAAAAAAUGAAAUAAAGAUCUGCAGUGUAUAGAUUACAGGAAUCGAUCAUGGCUAUCCGUGAACGACAUAUGCUUUCAAGAUUGCUUCUUCGAUUUGGAUUGUUUCACCUCACGAUCAAACACUUUGUGGUAUCAGCACACACAUCAUGUCCACAAAACUCAUUUCGACCCUGUAACUGCGAGUGUUAUGAAAAUACGACGCACCUAUUUAUCAUUGAUUGUUAAUCAAAGUCAUUGAAUGAGUUACCAACAUUUGGUAACGUUUCACUCAUUGUCAUCAUAGAGCUUAAUCUCGCAAACAACAAUCUCUCGCGCUUAACUGCAUCACCAUUUGCAGGAUUCGUGAAUAUGAAGACAUUGGAUUUGAGUAACUCCUCUAUAUCAAUGAACGGAUCGAAAGGAUCUGUAAUCAAUGCUACAACAUUUGCAGCACUCGAUUUUCUAGAGGAGCUUGACGUUUCAAACAACCACAACCUGCCUUUCACAAAUUUGACAGAUCCAAACCUCUUCAAUUACUUGACAUCUCUGAAAAUACUAAAAAUGUAUGGAACCACACAUGUAUUGAAUGCAACAGGGGGCUAUCCGAAUAAGCUGUGGUCUAAUGUGCCCAAACUGGAAGAAAUCUGGAUAGAUGGACUACCAUUUGGAGUGUCUGGAGAAGAGUUUAAAGGAAUGCCAAACUUGAAAAAUAUCCGCAUUUCUGGCGAUUUAAUAGAUCCACUGUGGCUGGCUCAUAAAUAUUGUCAUAUCGAACAUAUUAGCAAUGAGAUGCUUACAAAUUUGGAACAUGUCUCGAACCUUUCCAUAGUUCAUAGCAAUGUCCAUUCAAUUUCCGAGCUGGCAUUUAAUGGCGUCAAAAAUCUAAACGUUUUGGACCUUUGGUGUAAUUUAGAAUUAGGAUUUGGCAACGCGUCAAGGGGUUUUGGUCACCUAAAUAGCGGCCUAAAAAUGCUCGCAUUAAACAAUAUUGAAAGACGAUAUUAUGUAAUUAUUAAUGAAAGUUUCGCAAGGAGCCUGCACAAUACAUCUCUUACUAAUCUAUACAUAGAAAGCAACAAUAUUUUCAGGUUUGAUGAGAACGCUUUUAUCAAUUUACCAAUUAGUUUAAAGAAGUUGUAUGCUCGCAACAAUAGAUUUGAUCUUGAUUAUUACCUUACGCGAAUGAAAGACUUAACUAAUUUGGAAUUAUUAGACCUCUCAUUAAACAAACUUACGUUUUUCAACAAUGACACAAACCAUGAAUUUUGUUCAUCGGGUUUAACUGAAAUACCAAGGAAAGGAAACAGUCGACUUUUCACGAACGAAAUCAAAAAUGCAGCUUUCCGCAUAGCAGGCUGCAUAAAUGAAGUUCAGAUCGAGAUACCGGCUGUUUUGCCACCUAAACUUGAAACACUUGAUGUUCAUUCUAGUAACAUUGGCAUAGCCGUAUACGGAUACAUGUCUAAAAAUAAUUCAUUAAAAACUGUUUAUGCCUCAAACUCUUUAUUGAACAGUUGGCCGAAUCCUUUUCCCUAUAUCCCUUAAACAUCUUGAAUUGAGUUCCAAUCUUUGUUCCGAUGUUCAUCUAGAUAUACUUAAAGGCCUUCCUUCUCUUGAGUUGCUAGACCUGUCUUGAAAUUAUCUUAGCUUUGCCAUGACAAAUUAUGGUGAUUUAUUUGAAAACAAUAUGCAGCUAAAACAUCUCGAUAUAUGAAGAAAUGAACUUAAGGCAUUAAAUAAUACUCUUUUUAAAAAUCAGAUCAAUAUGAAGUUCUUGAACCUGUCACAAAACAAACUUAAAUCGUUCACCAUUUAUGCAGAGAACUUAACAAAACUUGAAGUGAUAAAUCUUUCACAAAAUUGCUUUUUGACUUU